AUGGCGGACGGCGUGCAGUGGCGGCUGGAGGAGGGCCUGAACGAGCUAGACGCGCUGGUGUCGCGGCAGCUGUUAGAGGAGGACGAGGCGCGCGAAGUUCUCCGGCGGCGCCGCGACUUUGAGUUUGCAUGCAGCGGUCGCGGCGACCCGUCUGACGCGGUUCAGCAGUUUCUGCUCUACAUACAGUACGAGGCGAACUUGCUUUCUCUCCUGCGGCACCGAUGCAGCACGUCUCUGCACACGGUUUUGAAGGAUCUCGAGGACGUGCGUCGAGCGAUUUUGCGUCUCACCCGGGACGAAGCUCGCGAGCAGCGUGGGGGAGCGGAUAGGAAGCGUCAGAUGGCCGCUUCUGGCGCAGACGCGUCCUCGCUGUCCGUGCUGCUGAAGCGCCGCAAGCGCGAGGAGUCGAACAAGGCGCGUCGCGCAGAGAACGUGAAAAACACGCUGCACGCGGUAAUGCGCAGUGGGACGAAUCGGCUCUACUCGCUCAUCACGCGCCUGCUCCAUUGCCAGUCUUCCUCGCUGCCGCUGUGGCUCUCCUGCGCCGAUUUGCUGCUGCAGCUUGGCGCGAGUCGGCUGCUGCAGACGUUCCUGCUGCAGGCGAUUCGGCGGUUUCCGCGGUGUUCGCCGCUGUGGAUUCUGUCUGCGGAUCGCCUACUGCAGCAGGGGAACCUCCACGGCGCGCGCCUGCUGCUGCUGCAAGGCCUGCGCGUGGAGAAGGCGAGCUUGCCCCUGUGGUCAGGCCUCCUCCGCCUUGAGGGCGUCGCCCUCGGCAAAGCCGCGCAAGGCAUCCUCCGCGCACGCGAGAAGCGCAGGGAGCGCGAGAAAAACAGUCGCGCCGGAGAGAGCGCCGCAGAGGCCGAGGACGGCGCGGGAGCCGACUGCGUCGCCGUCCGGAAAAGACGCGAAGAAGAUUCGAUUGUCCUGGUCGAGGAGACAGAGAAACUCGAGAAGCUGAAGGCGCGCGGCCAGGCGCUCAUCGUCGUCCUCAGAGGCGGACUCAAGAAGCUCGGCGGCGGCCUCGAGGCAGAGAGCGCGACGGCAAGCGAGCAGAAGAGGAGGAAGAUCGCGCACGCCACGAGCGCAAGCAGCCAGGCGCGGAGACCUGGCAAGGAAGACGAGAUCUCCCGCAAGUCAAACAUGUGCCUCUUUCUCCUCCGCGCCCUCGGACUCUGCCUGCACCUCCAGGCCUCGAAGGCCGCCGAUGUGUUGACUGACGCAGUCUCAGCGUUUCAGAGCGAGCUCGCCGACCUCCUCCACGCCGCCGCAGAGGACCACUGCCUGCUGCGGCUCUACGAAUUCAAAGUUUGCCUUCUCCGCGCGGCCUCUGAGGGCGCGGAGGGCACGCGGCGGGUGCAAAACGUGCUCCAGGAUAUCUUCGCCGAGUGCUGCGUCGAGCCCCGCUUGCUCCUGCUGGUCGCCUUCCAUCUGCGCGCCCUGCGGCUGGCUGGUGCCUCGAGUGUCGUCCUCGCGGCCCCGCGAGGCGACAACGGCGUCUUCGCGGACGAGGCUGCCAGCCGCGAGUGUCUGGCUGACGACAUCGAGAUCUGCUUCGAUUUAGAGGGCGCUGACGAGCCCGCAGAGACGCCUCUUCCUGGCACCGAGGAGCCGUUGGGCGAGGCCGCGGAGACCGCGACCGCGGGGAAGGGCGACGACGCGCGCGAGGCUGCAGCCGUCGCUGAAGAGGGACCUCCACCCAUGGCGUUGGAGACGGCGAGUUCGGCCGCGGCGCUCGCCGCGGAAGCGCCCCUGAAGCUGCAGAAGGGCGACGAUCUCGAGAAGUGUCUCUUCUCCGACGCAACUCGGGAGGCGUCAAACGACAUACAGAGGUCCCUCGCCGCUGCGCGGGCCGGCGCAGCGAGGGCAGGCGAGCCGGAGGCAGCUCCUCGGGGGUGCUUGUUCAAUCGAGAAGCCAAGGAAAUGCUCGACCUUCUCGCAGACUGCGGCCAGCCAGAUAUCCGGCACAUUCUGAAGGAGGAGCCGCGGCUCGCUGCCGCGCUGCUUCUGCAUCACCCCACCGGGGGGGAUGAAGAGAGCGAGACAGCCCAGCAGGCAGGCGGCGCGGAGAAGACGACGCAGAGCAUGACGGCCUUGCUCACGGCCGACCACUUCGCAGAGACGCAAAAAGUUGUUCUCUGGAACGCCCUGUGGCGUGAAACAAACGCGGGCCACCGCCUGUGGCUCCUGAGGUGCAUAUACACCGCAGCUCAACAGCUAGUGGGUGCGCAGACCGGGGCGGCCGGCGACGAGGAGGCGCAGCUCCACUCCGCAGCUGUGUCGGCGACCGGCGAAAUUCUUCAGGCGCUGCUGAGGGAAGAGAAAAACAGCGCCAGCGCUUCGGACAGUCUCGUCCAGCUGGACGAGUUGGAACAGGAAGUCAACGCGCUUCUGCGCAGCGCCUUCAAAAAAUGGCCCUGCGUCCCUCUCCUCCUCCUGUCUCACCAUCGAAUGCAACCGUGCGCUGCGGAAGACAGGGACGGCAUGAGUCUGAGCGGCGCUUCUUCCGCGCUGACGCACGCCUCCGCGGCCAGCAGUCGAUUCAUUCCAGCAGCCCGGAGUCUCCUUCGGCGGCUCACGGCGGGGCCCGCGAAGGGACACCUUCGCGCACCAGAGGGCCGCAGGCUGCUGUGGGCGCUCCUCGGCGAGGAGGGGGUUUGCGCCGGCGAGGAGGCGGCCGAGAGGAGCCGCGGAGACGAGAAGCGCCGGUCUGCUUUGCCAGAGUGGAUGGUGGAGUUGCUGCUCGCCGCGCGGCCAGAGACCACGUCGGCUCUGGCGCACGAUUUUCUGCGGUUUCUUGAACAAAAAGAGGAGGACACCGAAGAGCCGCAGACCAAGGCGACGACGCCUCGUGCUCGGUCGGGGGGGAAAGACUCGUCGAAGCAAGCUCCAUGUCGUGGAAGGGCGGCGCGCGCAGCGUCGUCUGGGCCUCCGCUGUUGGCGCUCAGCGAGGCGCAGGCCGUCUUCGAGUGUGCGCUGCGGAUCUUUGAGCGCUGUGGGGUGGUGGGCGGCUGCAGAGAGUCCGCGGACGCCUUCGAGCCGAAGAGGAAACUCGUGCCUGAGGCGCGCCGCGGCGAGCGGCUGGAGCAGCAGGGCAAACCCCUCGUGCGACAGGUCCUCCAGGUGGUGCCGCAUGUCCUUGAACUCCAUCGCCUCUGGUGGAUUAACUUUUGGCGCUUCGCGAGGUUUCAGGAGGCCUUCAGGGCCUCGCGCAGCUCGCUGCCUAUCCUCGUCCUCGCGGGCGCUCGGGAGUCGAAGAGCAAGAAGAAAACUGCAGACGGCGUGGCUCGCGGCGGCGCCGCGUGCCUCGCAGGCCGCGCCCUGGCUACGUCGCCCCUGCUCAACCUUCAGACUGAAGGAACGGGAAAAGCGCAGCGGGACUCUGCGACCGCAUCCGCGCUUGCGGCUGGCGCCAGCCAGCUGAGAAGCGAAGACGUGGAGCGGCGUGCCCGCCUCGCCUUGGGGGCGCGCGAGAGCUCAUGGCUCGCAGAAGACAGCUGUGUGCCUGGGCCGGAGGGGCGAGGCUGCCGUACGUGCGAGCCAGGGCGUCUCUGGUGUAUGUACACAGCAGAUGCAGGGGGGAAAGAGUCCGACUGA
Molecule: messenger RNA, 3594 nt
Organism: Besnoitia besnoiti
Lineage: Eukaryota; Apicomplexa; Conoidasida; Eucoccidiorida; Sarcocystidae
Product: U3 small nucleolar RNA-associated protein 6 protein
Exons: 2
Coding region: 1-3594 (1197 amino acids)
Biological process (GO): maturation of SSU-rRNA from tricistronic rRNA transcript (SSU-rRNA, 5.8S rRNA, LSU-rRNA)
Cellular component (GO): small-subunit processome; Pwp2p-containing subcomplex of 90S preribosome
Molecular function (GO): snoRNA binding
Source: RefSeq, a predicted model, not a curated record